GAAGAUACUAAACGUAGAUAAAGGGUUUAUAUUAAUAAUAACAAGAUUAAAAUGUAAAACCACUUCAGUGGUUGAUGUAAGCUUGAAACAAAUGUUUGUGAAAAAGCUUAGUGAAGUGAUUUUGUUAAAAGUGAUAAAAAGAACAUUAUAGGAAUAACUUUUCUUCAAGCUUAAUUAUAUUUUACAUGGACUGGAAAUGUCCAAACACUUCUUACUGCUGCUAUUGGCAUCAGUAUCAUCAGCCCAGUUCCUGCCAAACGGGUGUCCGGUGGACAUAAACGACUACCUCAUCCCGCAUGAGACGGACUGCUCGUCGUUCUACAGCUGCAGCCAUGGCAACAAGUUUCUGAUGCCCUGCCCGGGGGGACUGCAUUUUGACCCGGUGUUAAAGGUCUGCAACUGGCCGGCUGCAGCUAACUGCGUCCCCGGCACAACUACAUCCACAGCCAGUACAACUACAAGUUCAGUAAUUACAAAUCCAGGAUACCUGCCCAAUGGCUGUCCGGCAGACUUCAGCAGACAUCACCUGUUGCCGCAUGAGACAGACUGCUCUCUGUUCUACAGUUGUAGCAAUGGGAGGAAAGUACAAAUGUCGUGCGCUGGUGGACUACAUUUCGACUUUGUUAACCAGAUUUGCGACUGGCCACACAACGUGAACUGCGUGUCAGGCACUACACAAUCGACUACAGUCUCAGCAAGCACUACAACUACAGAGACCACUACAACUACAGAGACUACUACAACUACAGUAACGCCUGCUCCAGAGUAUCUGCCCAAUGGCUGCCCAUCCAACUUCAGUAUUUAUAAACUGCUGCCACACGAAGAUGAGUGCAAUAAGUUUUAUAGCUGCAGCAAUGGGAAUAAGAUAUUGAUGCAUUGCCCUUACCACACGUAUUUCGAUUUUGAACUGCAGGAAUGUGAAUGGUCACACUUGGUCAACUGCGGACAACAAAACCCAAAUGAAACAACUACAACAACAGAACGAGUGACGGAUGCUCCUACCACUACAGAACGAGUGACGGAUGCUCCUACAACCACAGAACGAGUGACGGAUGCCCCUACAACCACAGAAAGAGUGACGGAUGCUCCUACAACCACAGAAAGAGUGACGGAUGCUCCUACAACCACAGAACUAGUGACGGAUGCUCCUACAACCACAGAACUAGUGACCGAUGCUCCUACAACCACAGAACUAGUGACGGAUGCUCCUACAACCACAGAACUAGUGACGGAUGCUCCUACAACCACAGAACGAGUGACGGAUGCUCCUACAACGACAGAACCAGUGACGGAUGCUCCUACAACCACAGAACUAGUGACGGAUGCUCCUACAACCACAGAACCAGUGACGGAUGCUCCUACAACCACAGAACUAGUGACGGAUGCUCCUACAACCACAGAACCAGUGACGGAUGCUCCUACAACCACAGAACGAGUGACGGAUGCUCCUACAACGACAGAACCAGUGACGGAUGCUCCUACAACCACAGAACUAGUGACGGAUGCUUCUACAACUACAGAAAGAGUGACAGAUGCUCCUACAACCACAGAACCAGUGAAGGACGCUCCUACAACCACAGAACUAGUGACGGAUGCUCCUACAACCACAGAACGAGUGACGGAUGCUUCUACAACCACAGAAAAGGUCACUGAUGUUCCUACAAUAACGACAGAAGUUGAAACUGGAGCUCCUACAACGACAGAAAAGGUCACUGAUGUUCCUACAACCACAGAAAAGGUCACUGAUGUUCCUACAACUACAGAAGAAGAAACUGAGUCACCUACAACUACAGAAGCUGCUACUGAUGCCCCAAUAACUACAGAAAAAGUCACUGAUGUUCCUACAAUAACGACAGAAGUUGAAACUGGAGCUCCUACAACGACAGAACAAGUGACCGAUGCUCCUACAACUACAGAAAGAGAGACGGAUGCUCCUACAACCACAGAACGAGUGACGGAUGCUCCUACAACCACAGAACGAGUGACGGACGCUUCUACAACCACAGUAUGGGUGACUGACCCCCCUAUAACUACAGACAUAGUCACUGAUAGUCCAUCAACUGAUGCCCCGUUGACCACAGAAGCGGCUUCUGAUGCCCCUACAGAUAGUCCAUCAACUGAUGCCCCGUUGACCACAGAAGCAGCUUCUGAUGCCCCUACAAAUAGUGCAUCAACUAAUGCCCCGUUGACUACAGACGCAGCAAUUACUGAUGCCCCGUUGACCACAAAAGCGGCUUCUGAUGCCCCUACAGAUAAUCCAUCAACUGAUGCCCCGUUGACCACAGAAGCGGCUUCUGAUGCCCCUACAGAUAGUCCAUCAACUGAUGCCCCGUUGACCACAGAAGCGGCUACUGAUGCCCCUACAGAUAGUCCAGCAACUGAUGCCCCGUUGACCACAGAAGCAGUUACUGAUGCCUCUAUAAUAACAGCCAUAGUCACUGAUAGUGCAUCAACUGAUGCUCCGUUUACCACAGAAGCGGCUACUGAUGCCCCUACAGAUAGUCCACCAACUGAUGCCCCGUUGACCACAGAAGCGGCUUCUGAUGCCCCUACAGAUAGUCCAUCAACUGAUGCCCCGUUGACCACAGAAGCGGCUUCUGAUGCCCCUACAGAUAGUCCAUCAACUGAUGCCCCGUUGACCACAGAAGCGGCUUCUGAUGCCCCUACAGUUAGUCCAUCAACUGAUGCCCCGUUAACCACAGAAGCGGCUUCUGAUGCCCCUACAGAUAGUUCAACAACUGAUGCCCCGUUGACCACAGAGGCGGCUACUGAUGCCCCUACAGAUAGUCCAUCAACUGAUGCCCCGUUAACCACAGAAGCGGCUUCUGAUGCCCCUACAGAUAGUCCAUUAACUGAUGCCCCAUUGACCACAGAAGCGGCUACUGAUGCCCCUACAACUACAGACGUAGAAACUCUAGCUCCUUCAACGACAGAUCGAGUCACUGAUAGUCCAUCAACUGAUGCCCCGUUGACCACAGAAGUGGCUACUGAUGCCCCUACAACUACAAUAGAAGAAAACGAUUCUUCUGCAACGACAGAAGAAGUAAAUGAACCCACUUCAACUACAAAAGCGACUGACGCCAUCACAACGACUGAAAAAGACAUUGCUACAACUACAAUAGGAGUUACAGAGGCACCAACGACUACCGGAAAUCCUGACGAUGUAACAACGAUUGCUGAUGGUGAAAACGAAUCAACCACCUCUGCUGACAGUGGAAAUUAUUCUACCACCUCUGCUGACAGUGAAAACUAUCCAACGACAGUUGCUGACAGUGAAAACUAUCCAACGACUGUUGAUGACAGCGGAACCGAAUCAACCACCGUAGAUGAUAGUGAAAAUGAUUCAACCACCAUUGCUGACGGUGGAAACGAUUCUACAACGAUUACUGAUAGUGAAAGCUAUUCAACGACAGUUGCUUAUGGAGAAAACGAAUCAACAACGACUGCUGACAGUGGAAACGCAAACGAAGUCACCAUACCAACGACCGUUACUGAACAAGUUUCAACAACCACAGCUGUGACAACAGAAGCCCCGGAGGAGUUCGUCUGUCCACCAGGCACUUUCGGGAACUUCCCUCACCCGUAUUUGUGUAACGUGUUUUAUAUGUGCGGAGGCGGACUGCCUACAAUGUUGACUUGCCGCGAUGGAUUCGAAUUUGACCCGGCAUUGGGGAGAUGUGUUGAAAUAGCACCAGGCGGUUGUACUUUCCCAUUUACAACUACAAUUAAGAUCGAAGAACAUACUACAACUACUACAGAAAAAGAAACAUUCACUGAGACUACUCCUUCAGUAACAACUACAAUAGUAACCGACAAUCAAGAAACUACACCAUCAGAAACUACUAUUGCAGAGGUUACUACAGAAAAAGCUACAGAAGUUACUGUAGACGAUAGUUCAAAGACUACUGCAUCAGAAACUACGAUUUUAGAAGAGUUUACUAGAGAAACAGAACCAGCCAUAGAAGUAACUACAGAAAAAGUUACAGAGGUAACUACAGAUAAAUCUUCUGAAGCUACCAUUGAUGACAGUCAAAAAACUACUAGAUCAGAAACGACGAUUUCAAGUGAACUUAUUACAGCAACAGAACAAACUCCCGAUGUGACUACAGAAAAAGAAUCUACCGAAGCUACCGAGGAUCAAAAAACUACUGCAUCAGAAACGACAAUUUCAGAAAUUACUACAGAAGCUAUAGAAACAACUACAAUUCCAGUGGAAACGACCACCAAAUUCGAUUGCCCUCCAUUCUUUAUUGGAAACCUGCCAGAUCCGGUCAAGUGUGACGCGUUCGUAUUAUGCGUCAUGGGAGAUCCGAUAUUCCUGAAUUGCUUGCCUGGAAAUGAAUUUGAUCCCGUUACUUCGGGCUGCAUCCCAAUAGCUCCCGGUGGUUGCACCAUGGGAUCCGAAUCGACGACAGCUCAAUACACUGACCAAUCAUCAACAAUCACUGACUCACAAACAGAAAACGAUACUAUAAUGACCGCAGAAACAGUUGAGCCUAUUCGGACAACAGUUGAGCUUGUUCAGACCACUUUAGAGUCUUUAGAAACGACAGUCCAAGCAACAGAAGAGCCAGAAGUAACCACAAGGCUGCCAGAAAAUAUAGUUCUGCCAACAGAAACUACAGGGCUGUCAUCAGAAACUACAGGGCUGCCAGAAGAAACUACAGGGCUACCAUCAGAAGAAAUCACGGAACUACCAGAAGAAACCACAGCUCUUCCAGAUGAAACAGAAAUUCCAGAGUUAACAACAGAAGUUCAGAUUCCAGUAGAGACAACAACUGAAGAAUUCGUUUGUCCAUUGGGUGAAUUUAUCCAAAUACCGCACCCCACUAAGUGUGACGCAUAUUACAUGUGCACUGGACUGCCUCAGCCCAUUCUACUGACGUGUUCUGAUGGCCAGGAGUACGAUAUUGUGGAGAUGAGAUGUAUAAAGAUCGCUGAAGGGGGCUGCACUUUAGGCCCAAUUCAAACGACAGCAGUCGAUGACAGCGCAGUUGACCAAAGCACAGUUGCUCAGAGCACAGCUAGCCCAGUUAGCGAGGAUUCCACUAAUGGUCGAGUUGUCGACCCAGAUCUACCUGAAGGAACAACGAGCAUAGAGCCAUGUCCCCCAGGAUUUAUUGGAAUCCUACCAAACCCUGACAGAUGUGAUGCAUUCGACAUGUGCACUGGAGAUAAGCCAAUUCAGCUGUUCUGUUCUUUGGGAUUGGAAUUCGAUCCAAAUACUGGGCAAUGCGUGCUGAUUUCUGAAACCGGUUGCACAGCAUCGAGGACCUAAAAGGAUAUUUUGAAGAUAGAAGACUGCCCAAAAAAUAGAAAUAAAUAAUUGAGUUGCAUUUUUUUACUAAGUGCCUCAACAAUUUUUAUUUUUAGUCAAUUUUAUUGUACAAAUUCAAAUUAUUUUGCGAACCUUAGUUCGCACUUAUAGCUAUGUAUUAUUUUUUUAUUCCUACAUUUUAUUUUAGAACAACUGUUCACAAGGUUGUUCACAACUUUAGUAAUUUCUUUUUAUAUUUUCUUGAAUUUUCACUAUAAAUAUUAAAAUGAAAUAGAUCGAUUUUCUUAUUUUAUGUAAAUAAAACUUCUACUCUUUAUAGUUAUUUCUAAAGUUUAUAUAGACUGACAAAAAUCCCGCCAUUUUUUGUGUUAUAAAAGUCACGAUUUUGGUUGUGAUGUAAAUAUUUGUUAGUUAUUUUUAAGUGUUUUUAUUAAAAACCAGAAAUAUA
Messenger RNA from Ostrinia furnacalis (Asian corn borer), 5726 nucleotides. RefSeq names its product mucin-2. The transcript has 13 exons. The record is from RefSeq and is a predicted model, not a curated record. Bases 197 to 5278 code for a protein of 1693 amino acids. NCBI's taxonomy places the organism in Eukaryota, Metazoa, Arthropoda, Insecta, Lepidoptera, Crambidae. Gene Ontology annotation, molecular function: chitin binding. Gene Ontology annotation, cellular component: extracellular region.